This is a messenger RNA of Porites evermanni, 4268 nucleotides long. The record is from the annotation of a GenBank genome assembly. NCBI's taxonomy places the organism in Eukaryota, Metazoa, Cnidaria, Anthozoa, Scleractinia, Poritidae.
UUUUUGGUAUUACACGUGACUUGUUCUGCACGUUGGAAUUUCCCGCGAGGUUUUAAAAACAUGGCGGACCAUGCGGUCGAGGAGAAUUCAGCUGUGUUACCGAGCGCAACAGUUCUCUUUGAAGCUCAGUCGCCCUGCACUCAGUAUAACAACGACGAAAAUAGUCCUCUAAGUCCCGGAGAAAUUCGAAUGAUGAGAAAUCACCCUAAAGUUGCGUCUAUGCUCUUUUCUCCCGCGCGGAAAACGCGAGGGGAAGGAAAAAUUAAACCAAAAUCUUUUUCUUCGGCUUUGUAUUCUUCACCCACGAGGAAAACGGUAUGUUCGUUGAAUCCUGUUCGUUACGUUUAACUCUCUUUUUGUUUAGGAGGCGUUGGAUGGUUGUUCUCAUGCUUCCUGCUGAAUUAAACUAAGUUUUUUUUCACUUUGUGGCAGAAACUACAAGGACUCGAAAACGAGAAGCGAAAAACACUUCAAGUUCUUCAACCGACGGCUAGCGGGGAUGGUACACUUGUGGGAAGUCGUGGUGUGAUAAGACAUAAGGAAACGGUGAGGGUCGGUUUUAUGCUUGGAAGCUUCCGAAACGGUUGUACUUUCAAGGUCGAAGGUUGAAAACCUCAAUGCCAGUUUCAGAAUACCCUGCCAUAAUAAUCGGAGAAACGAACAAGGCGUAACCCCGGGGGGGGGGCACUUGGGUAUUUUUUGGGUGGGUAUGUGCCGCCAGGGACUCCGAAUAUGCACCCCGUUCUAAAAAAAAUUUCCCCUAAAAUUGAUACCCCGUUCUAGAAAUGGCCCAAUUUUUCAUACCUCAUUCUAGAAUUCGCCCUAAAACGGAUACCCCGUUCUAGAAAUGGGCCAAUUUUUUAUACUCCGUUCUAGGGUGCAAUAAGAGUAUAACAGUUUGCUUGUUAACGCAUUGAACCGUAUUUUUAAAAGCAAUCUGUCCUUGAAUAAUUUCAAAUGGCUGCUUACAAAACUGGAGCUUUCAUGCGUUCGAAAUAUUAUACCCCGUUCUAGAAAACAUCUCUGAAAUGGGUACUCGUUCUAAACCAGGAGCUUCAAAAUCAAGACCCCGUUGGGCGGCACAUACCCGUAUAGGUAAUGUAUGGGAGUACCCCCCCCCCCCGGGGGUGUAACAUAAGAGGCACUUCUGUUGUUCAAAGAGAUACAAAUAGGUGGCGGGGUUUUCGGUGCCCCGUAGUGAAUUUUAAAUUUUAAUGACCCGGACAAGUCCAUUUUCCGGCCAUGAAAGUGGAAGAUACAGAAGAAGAGCAAAUAACUUUUUAUUUUUUUUACCGAGGACCUCUACAAUACUACUGUAGUCGCAAGAGAUAAAGUUGCCUGUUCUGCUUUGGACCACUUCGUGGGUUAUCAACUUGUUAUUUUUCCUUUCAAUAUCCCUUCUAGUCUGCCUUGUCCCAGUCAAGGGAUAAAUAUGGAACAAUAAUAUCCAUUUACAGAAUGGAUGUGAAACAAAGCCAACACAUUCUACUCCUUUAUACUAAGCCCAAGUGUUGGUCCAGCCGGACCUGACCCCUCAAAGUCUGGUACUCUACUGAUUGAGCUAACUAGUUGGCAUGAACUGCCAACCAAAUGCCUAGGUAGUACAGCGUAUUAACCGGGGGGGGGGAGACCAAAUAUGAAAGGGGUGGGGAUGUUCGUUGGAAAUUUUGAAUUAAACCCCCAAAAGGAGACCCAUCUGGGCGUGGCUCAAGCUUUUUUUGACCCCUAAAAGAGACCAUGUUAAAACACUGAGAAUAUUGUUAAUUAUAUAUUUUUGUAUUUUUUCGCAUGCAACCCUAAACGAGACCUUCACAGCUAAAUAUGAUGGCGUCCCCCAGGGUAUUAAACUGCUAUUAGGCUUGUUGAUUACCAGCCGUCGUAUAUGAUUGGAAAAUGAGCCCUUACUCAUUCCCCCAGAAGAGUGCAGGGCAGGGCUGGAUGCAUCUAAUUUCUAUUUUUGUAUUUAGCCAUUCAGGUUGGACUCUAGAGAAUGGCUGAAAUCGAGCCUAAACUGCAAUAUGGCAAAUUGUAGUCAAUUAACCAUAAUUUUGCUUUUUCCCUUACCUUUCCCAUGCCUAUUUGAAAGAAAUCAAAGAAGAACAAGACUCCUGUGUUGCAACUCAAGCAACAGAAGCUCAAGAUUCCAGCAUCAGGCAGCAGCACCUCAACAUGCACAGAUUCAUCUGAUUCAGACACAGCAGGGAGUUCAGUAAAGAAGGUACAAUCAAACAAAACUGAAAUUCAGCGAGAUGCACAUGCACACUACUAGGCUUUUUGACAUAUUCUUGUCUGAACCCUAUGCUAUACCAAUGAGUGCUAGCAGGGACAAAACAGCUGUCUGUGCAUGGUUUUUGAUGAUUGUAUUGUUGUGUGCCUGUGUUUUGUACUGGCCAUACUGCAGAAUUGUCGUAGCAUGCUUUUUUGUAGAAUUUUGUUUUGCGCUGGUAUAUUGAGACACUUCAAUCAAUGAACAACUCUUUCAGCAUUUUCAUUGAUGACAAAAUAAAAUUUUAGUGACAAAAUGGCUGAUCAUGAUCAUGAGACAGUUUGAUUUUAGGGUUUUGUUUUGCACUGGGGACAAAUAGUGAGCUCAGAACAUCCCCCCACCUUAAUCAAUCAGAAUUUUUGUUGUGAUAUGCUACAGAUCCUUCUUCUGAACAGCAAUUGAACAUUGAAGAAGGAAAAGGGACAAAAGAGAUGGUUCAAGCUAAUUUGAAAAAUAUAAUGUUGAUAAUAUCUAAAUUUUUUUUACCUUUCAUUGUCUUAACAGUUUUGUCAAUUUUUUGCCAUCAAGUUGAAAAACUGAUUUGCAUGAAGAGAAUCAUCUCAAAUUUUGAAUGAAAAAAUCAAGAAUUAAUAAUAUUUACGUAUAACCAGCCUUGAGUUGACACAUUGUUAUUUGUAGGACACAAAAAAGUUACAAAGCGAUGUGAAUGAAGAGGCAAUAUCCUUGAUGGUUUCAGGUAGUUAAAUUUUUUAAAAUUAACUGUUUUGACCACCUCUAGUUUAACCUGGGACACUUUCACAUGGUCUUUGUUUUUGAAAAAAGAUUUUGUUGUCAAUGAUUGAGAAUUGCCAGCUCUAUGCCUUUUUAUCAGGCACCAGAUCCUGUUUUUGCAAAGCUGCAGUAGGCACAACAAUUCAGGGAAUACAGUGGUCAUGUUCCAAUACUCUCUCCAAGUGCACUUAUUUAGUCACCUGAGUAGCCUCUAUAGAUGCUCACACCACCCUUCAACCCUUGGUUUGUUGUAGAAAAAAGUGAAAAUCGACAAAGUUUACCCAUUUAACUGUGCUCCCAUGUUGUGCAUAUAGUCAUGUACUCUGAACCAUUUUUAACUGUGUACACGUUUAUGCAGAUCCAGCACCUGAGAGAUACUGGGAGCUGCUUGCAGAGGAAAGAAGGCUGGCUUUGCAAGAAGCGCUGGAAGAAAAUGAGAGGGUUAGUUUUUUUCCCUUGUACUGUGAUGCUUUUACUUUAUGAACAAAAAGUCAUUGGUCAUUGUUGCAUGAAUUUAAAAGACUUGAGUUGUGUUUGUUUUGAUCAGCUUUACAAAGAGAUGGAAGAGCUUAAAGAACAAAACAAAACCUUGCAAGAAAUAGCUGGCCAGGCAGAAUAUUUUGCUUCCCUCUACCAGGUACAUGCAGUAAUGAUGCAAAAGUCAGUUUUAACUGAUUAAACAUACCUUAAAUGAAAAAAACAAAGAUCUUACUUGAUUCAUUUAGUCUUUUUUCGAGUAUCCAAAUUGGGCGAGCGAAAAAAAGGCUCUGCUUACAGGGUGUAGCUCUUUUUGUCAGCUAAAUAUCUAACCUGAGAUCAGGUUUAAUUUUAGCAGUUCUCACACAUUCACUCUAACAGCUACCACUAUGUUUUCGUUUUGCCUCACCCGCCGGAAUGAUGUUACAAAGCGAAACGAAAAUUGAGCCUGAUCUCAGGUUACUAAAUAUCCUAAUCUUGGUCAUUAGAAACUCUUCAAAUAAGCUGAUACCUUGUGGAGGGAUGUACGCUCACUAUAGGAUUAUGCUUAAGAGUGGGAUCUUAAAAAAAAAAAGCAUUUUAAUAAGUAAGAUUGUUAUAUAUAACUAUUACAGCUGACAUUUUGGCAUCACUACCGGGUUUGUAAUGGCGGUGUAAAACAUUCUUUGUCUGUUUUCUCAGCCUAAGUUGACUGUACUGUUUCUUCAUUUUUUAGAUGGUCAUGGAGGGUGAAGUUCCUGACACAGAAUCUAGUGAGGCAACUGAUGAUGAAGGUGUAGCAACUGCCAGGUAA